Talaromyces rugulosus is the source of this 990-nucleotide messenger RNA. RefSeq lists its product as uncharacterized. Gene Ontology annotation, cellular component: nucleus; cytoplasm. Gene Ontology annotation, molecular function: ATP binding; cyclin-dependent protein serine/threonine kinase activity. Lineage: Eukaryota; Fungi; Ascomycota; Eurotiomycetes; Eurotiales; Trichocomaceae. The transcript has 3 exons. Bases 1 to 990 code for a protein of 329 amino acids. Gene Ontology annotation, biological process: protein phosphorylation. The record is from RefSeq and is a predicted model, not a curated record.
AUGGACAAGCCUCAGCAACCCAGCUCCUUCCAGCAGCUGGAGAAGCUUGGUGAAGGCACCUAUGCGACUGUUUUCAAGGGCCGCAAUCGACAGACAGGAGAAAUGGUGGCUCUGAAAGAGAUUCACCUGGAUUCAGAAGAAGGAACGCCAUCGACGGCGAUUCGAGAAAUCUCGCUGAUGAAAGAAUUGAAGCACGAGAGCAUCGUCUCGCUCUACGACGUCAUCCACACCGAGAAUAAACUGAUGCUGGUGUUUGAGUUUAUGGACCGAGAUUUGAAGCGCUACAUGGACACCAAGGGAGACCACGGCUCUCUCGACUACAUCACCAUCAAGUCGUUCAUGCACCAGCUCCUGCGAGGCAUCGCUUUUUGCCACGACAACCGAGUCUUGCACCGUGAUCUCAAACCGCAAAAUCUGCUGAUCAACAAAAAGGGCCAGCUCAAGCUCGCCGAUUUCGGUCUCGCCCGUGCCUUUGGCAUUCCGGUCAACACCUUUUCCAACGAAGUCGUGACGCUGUGGUACCGUGCCCCCGAUGUUCUCCUAGGUAGCCGCACGUACAACACGAGCAUCGACAUCUGGUCUGCCGGCUGCAUCAUGGCAGAGAUGUAUACCGGACGCCCGCUCUUCCCUGGCACGACCAAUGAAGAUCAGCUCCAGAAGAUCUUCCGCCUAAUGGGCACGCCAUCCGAACGCUCGUGGCCCGGCAUCUCCCAAUUCCCGGAAUACAAGCCCAACUUCCACGUCUACGCUACCCAGGACCUAAGACUCAUUCUUCCGCAAAUCGACCAGCUCGGUCUUGAUCUACUGACUCGCAUGCUGCAGCUCCGCCCGGAAAUGCGCAUCAGCGCAGCAGAUGCCCUGCGACACCCGUGGUUCAAUGAUCUACCCCAGCUUCAGGCGCAGUUGCAGCAGCAACAACAGCAUCAGCAUCAGCAAUCACAGAUGGCCGCAGGCUACGGCAAAAUAGUUGCAGCGCAACCAGGGUAUUGA